This is a messenger RNA of Heteronotia binoei (common prickly gecko), 2744 nucleotides long. RefSeq lists its product as uncharacterized. NCBI's taxonomy places the organism in Eukaryota, Metazoa, Chordata, Lepidosauria, Squamata, Gekkonidae. Bases 17 to 2596 code for a protein of 859 amino acids. The record is from RefSeq and is a predicted model, not a curated record. The transcript is spliced from 12 exons.
AUUGCAGCUCGACCUCAUGCCUCUCCUGUCAGGAGAAUGUUGUGUGACCAGUCAACUGGAAGAACAGUCUUCUAAAAUUUCUGCUGCAUACCUGAGUUUUUCUUUUGAGGGACCUCUCAUGACUCAGAAACAAAAACAAGAUUUAAAUCCUCUGAUUAUUAAGAUUUUGAGUGCAAAAUGCUUACCAGACACCCCUGUUUCAAUUGAAGAGCUGCAGUGCUGGUGUGAUCCUGUUUACUGCAAAUACAAAUUCCACAACUUGUCUCUCCGUCAAACACAAGGUCGCAAUCAUGGAACUGACGUCUUCUUCAAUGACAUCAAUGUGAUUCUAGCAGGGACAAUGGUACCUCAGGAAUUACGUGAAUAUCUAAGAGGGCCACCAUUGGAGAUUGAAGUUCAUGACCGAGACAAGAGAAUGGAAGCUAUCAUGAAAAAGCCUUCAUUGUUUGGAGACGAGCCAGGUGAUAGAGCAGUAACUUAUUUGAGCCCUGUCACCAGCAGAUAUAUGGUCCAGAUCCAGAAUUCUAUGAUAGCCAAGGAGGAAAUAUGGCAUCCAUAUGGAGUAGCCAAAAUCAGCCUGACUGAAUUAUUGCUGGGUGAAAAGCACUUGAAUAUCUGUGUACCAAUUCAGUGCUGCUCAAUUCAAGACAGAAGCAUCUCCCCAGCAGACAAUUUUAGCUGGAAGUCUGGAGCAGCUGAUAGUUCUCUGGGUGCACAUCUACCAAUGGGGCAUUACUUAGACUCGGAGGCUCAUCUUAAAGUGAGAGUUGAAAUUAGUAUACCAUUAAGUCCUGAAGAUGAAAUUGCUGGCGCUGGUACUGACUAUUGCCCUUAUGGCUGUAUCAUCUAUAUUUUUGAUUUUAAAAACAAAUUACUGCUUAGUUAUUUGCUGCAAGAGAUUACAGAAAUUAAUGCAAACGCUUUCCAACUUGAUUCUUAUCCCCUACAUAUAAUUCAGAAAUCUCUUAAUACAUUAAAACUGACUAGCAAGCUUACUCGAGAAGAGAUUUCCCAAUUGGACAUUAUUACUGGAUUUCACAUAAUGGAUGGAUCCAUUCACCUACUUGUUGUGGAAGGAAUGAAGGACAAAGCACUUAAGAAGAUGUGGAAUAAAAGAAUAGAUAGAAUACAAGAAGCUAAAAUUGGAAGAUUGGAAAUAUUCUAUAACUCUCAGAUGUCUUUCCAUCAGCGCUUGUAUGUAGAUCUUGAAGCAGUCUUGUUUCAUCUUCGUCUCUGCAAACCACUCUCAAGUAUCACAAGGCAGCCUUUGCUAUAUAUCAGGGACAUGGUUCCUCAGGCAUGCUUCCAAGCUCUAUCCAGGCUUGAUUACAUCUGCCACAGCAAGAAGUUAAGGGAUAUAGUACAUUACGAUCUGUUGCCCUCUGCAGAAAUGAUCAUUUCAUUGAGUCAGGAGUUUGGGAUCCCCUUGGCUAAAGAUGACCUGCUCAUUCAGCAGCCAUCAGAAAUCUUGGCAAUAUACAAGCACCCAUCUGCCUUCCAGAGAGGGCACAAGAGGCGCUCCCUUUUGGAUAACCAGAAUAAAUGGUACAUCCUGAGAAAAAGGGAAAUGGAAAGCCAGACACCAUGCAACUAUAUUCAGGUUAAUAUUGAGAAUGUGGACAUGCUUAGUAAGAUGAUGCAAAAUGAGACCCCUGGUAUUAUUAGAGCUUACCCUUCUGAUGGCAAGUCUGUCUUUAACUACAGCUCUCAGAAAUUGAAUUCAGCAGAAAUUGCAAAGUAUCUGCUUCGUCAGGAAAUGGCACAGGAACCAGGAAAAAGGUAUGCUUAUUCUGACAAAUAUAUCUCUGGCAUGUUUGACCCAGUGGAUGAAGUCAGUGCACGAAAGGAAUCCAUUCACUUUUCAAAGAAGAAGUGGCUGACAACACAAGGGUUUGUGUUUCCUGGCUUUAAGAGCAGUUUUGAAUCCAACAUGCAUCGUCAUAUGCCUGAUGAGGCACGAUUAGCGGAGCUAAGAGAGAAAUGGGAGGAGAACAUUCUUCACAGAAGCAUUUUGAAGCCAGUGCUGGAUCGUGACAGAUGGACUUGGGACAAACGUCAAAUUGAUUUUGACCUUUUCACAAAGCCUCCAUGUUCCCUUGUGGACCUUGACACCUGUGUUGUUGAGCCUCAAAAGGAUGCACGUUGCAACACAGCAUUCAAAGUGCACAGGUGCGCUCCAGCAACAGAACUCAUCUCCAGUGGACCAAAAGCCAGUUGCCAGCUAGCGCGCUUCCAAGGCCUCCUCAAGGAUAAACCAGUGAAAUUGGCCUUGAAGAGCCAUGGCAGAAGUAUACAGGAUAUACCAGCUGUGGGAAGUAUAGAGAGGGCAGAGAGUGACAUCUGCAGAGGAUUCAUCCCAGGCAGUGAUGAUUUUCACAGCUUGAAAUGGAGUAGAAAUGUAAUUCCCUGCCAUGACAGGGAAUAUAGAAUGUUUAAAACUUUGAAAGGAGCAGACUUUAGAUUGAGCUGUCAUAGCCAUUCAUUUGAAUGCAAGAGAAAACCUCCACAGAGAUGGCUUUUGAAGAAUAAAAUACCAACAUCAGGUGACAAGCAGGAUGAAGAUUUUGUUGCCCCCACAACAGUGAGUGAAGUUUGACAAGAGAGGCUGAACUGAUUUUGGGCCCUUCAGCACAGUUAGAAUCCAAUUAUACCAUGUUACUUAAUGACUGCAAACUUCAUGAAGAGGCCCUCCAUAAUUUACACUUACUUAUCAGCAAUUUUAUGGUGUAAGACCAAACUCUGAG